CUCGUCAAAAUAGCCAACUACCAGGACCUGUUGGGCAGCCAUCAUCAACUGCUCUUAGCCGCCACCGCCGCCGCUGCAGCAGCCGCCGAACCGCAACUGCAACUGCAACACCUGUUGCCAGCAGCGCCGACGACGCCAGCAGCCAUCAGCAACCCCCUCACUUCGAUUGGCCCGAUCAACCAGAUCAGCAGCAGCAGCCAUCCGAGCAACAACAACCAGCAGGCGGUGUUCGAAAAAGCCAUCACCAUUUCGUCGAUUGCGAUAAAACGCAGGCCGACGCUGCCGCAGACGCCAGCAAGUGCCCCACAGGUGUUGUCGCCGUCGCCCAAGCGCCAGUGUGCCGCCGCCGUCUCCGUGCUGCCGGUGACCGUUCCCGUGCCCGUUCCGGUGUCCGUGCCGCUGCCCGUUUCCGUGCCCGUGCCCGUCUCGGUCAAAGGUCACCCGAUCUCGCACACACACCAGAUCGCCCACUCUCACCAGAUCUCGCACUCGCAUCCGAUCUCGCAUCCGCACCACCACCAGCUGAGCUUCGCCCAUCCCACACAGUUCGCGGCCGCCGUCGCCGCCCACCACCAGCAGCAGCAGCAACAGCAGGCGCAGCAGCAGCAGCAGCAGCAGGCCGUGCAGCAGCAGCAGCAGGCCGUACAGCAGCAACAAGUUGCCUACGCAGUUGCCGCCUCACCUCAGUUGCAGCAACAGCAGCAUCAGCAGCAACAGCGACUGGCCCAGUUCAACCAAGCGGCAGCAGCAGCUCUCCUAAACCAGCACCUGCAGCAGCAACACCAGGCCCAGCAGCAAUCUCUGACCCACUACGGCGGCUAUCAGCUGCACAGAUACGCACCGCAGCAGCAGCAGCCGCAGCCGCAGCAGCACAUCCUUCUGAGCAGCGGCAGCAGCAUCAGCAGUAGCAAGCACAACAGCAACAGCAACUCCAGCAGCAACAGCAGUGCAGCAGCAGCUUCUGCGGCUGUGUCCAUAGCAACAUCCGUUGCUGCUGUGCCGACCAGCGGCGGCAGCUUGCCGGACAGUCCCGCCCACGAAUCGCACUCACACGAGUCCAACUCCGCGACCGCCUCCGCGCCGACCACGCCCUCGCCGGCAGGCAGCGUCACCAGCGCCGCCCCCACAGCAACAGCAACAGCAGCAGCAGGAAGCUCUGCAACAGCAGCAGCUACAGCAGCAUCUGGCACACCAGCAACAUCGGCCGUUAGCGACAGCAACAACAACCUGAACAGCAGCAGCAGCAGCAGCAGCAACAGCAACGCCAUAAUGGAGAAUCAGAUGGCACUGGCCCCACUGGGACUUUCGCAGAGCAUGGACUCCGUGAACACGGCCAGCAAUGAGGAAGAGGUUCGCACACUUUUCGUCAGUGGUUUGCCCAUGGACGCCAAGCCGCGCGAGCUCUAUUUGUUAUUCAGAGCUUAUGAGGGCUAUGAAGGAUCUCUUUUGAAAGUAACUAGCAAAAAUGGCAAAACUGCAUCGCCCGUUGGCUUUGUGACAUUCCAUACAAGAGCUGGAGCUGAGGCAGCUAAACAGGACCUGCAGCAGGGUGUACGCUUCGAUCCCGAUAUGCCCCAAACAAUUCGCUUGGAAUUCGCCAAGAGUAACACGAAAGUGAGCAAACCCAAACCACAGCCCAAUACAGCGACAACAGCCUCACAUCCUGCAUUGAUGCACCCACUCACUGGACAUCUGGGCGGUCCCUUCUUUCCGGGCGGACCGGAGCUAUGGCAUCAUCCGCUAGCCUAUUCGGCCGCUGCCGCCGCCGAGUUGCCAGGAGCUGCUGCACUGCAGCAUGCAACGCUAGUGCAUCCAGCCCUGCAUCCGCAGGUGCCAGUGCGCUCCUAUCUCUGACUAAAUACAGACAAAGUAAUGGAGCAGCCGAUGCAUCAAACUCAAAUGACCAUGCCGCCACAUCAUCAGACAACUGCUAUUCAUCCCGGAGCUGCGAUGGCUCACAUGGCUGCGGCUGCGGCAGCUGCAGCUGCUGGGGGAGGUGGGGGGGCGGCCACCGCUGCUGCGGCACCACAGAGUGCUGCUGCGACGGCCGCUGCAAGUGCCGCUGCAGCCGCUGCUGCCUCGCACCACCACUAUCUGUCGAGUCCGGCGCUGGCCAGCCCGGCUGGAUCCACGAACAACGCCAGUCAUCCGGGCAACCCGCAGAUCGCGGCCAAUGCGCCCUGCUCCACGCUGUUUGUGGCCAAUCUGGGGCAGUUCGUGUCCGAGCACGAGCUGAAGGAGGUGUUCUCUAGUAUGCCUGGCUUUUGUCGCCUACGAAUGCACACAAAAGCCAUGGCAACAGCAACUGGCUCAAGCUGCUCCACCAGUAACGGCAGUGGCAGCAGCAACAGCAACCACAACAACGCUGCGGUGCAGCAACAUCCGGUGGCAUUCAUCGAGUUCAAGGACCCACCGACCGCGUCUCAGGCCAUGCAGCAGCUGCAGGGUAAAUAUCUGCUCAGCUCGGAUCGCGGUUCCAUCCGCAUCGAGUUUGCGCGCAGCAAAAUGAUCAACGAGGUGACCAUCAUGAACACCAAGGCACCACCGCCACCACCACCACCCACUGCCGCAGCUGCUGCUGCUGCUGCUGCUGCUACUGCUGCUGCACCACCGCCACCACCAGCACCCAUGUACAUCCUGAACGGCGGCGGAGGGGUCGAGCACUUGCUGGUCCCUGCACCACCGUCGUCGGCACAGCAGCAGCAGCAGCAGCAGCAACUCCAGAUGCAACAACUGCAGCAGCAGAUGCACCUUCAGCAGCAACAUCAGCAGCAUCAACAGCAUCAACAGCAGCAGCAACUCCAACUGACCGUGGCAGCACCCUGCACCGCAGCAAGCACCACCACCCACAGCAGCACCACUAGCGUUGUUGUUAACUCACUACAGCACCACCAACUUCAUCAUCCAAAUCAGCACCACCAAAAUCAUCUCUUUAGAGACAGGAGCGGGUAUGGAAUCACGGCAUGAUUUGCUCGCUAAGAAGCUAGAGCGCGAAAUGCAGCAACAGCAGACGCAAGUGCACCACCAGACGCAGCAGCAACAACAGCAGCAGCAGCACCACCACCCAGCAGCGCAGCA
This is a messenger RNA of Drosophila santomea, 3078 nucleotides long. RefSeq names its product protein couch potato (gene cpo). The annotation marks the transcript as partial. Gene Ontology annotation, molecular function: mRNA binding. The record is from RefSeq and is a predicted model, not a curated record. The transcript has 10 exons. Lineage: Eukaryota; Metazoa; Arthropoda; Insecta; Diptera; Drosophilidae.